Cynoglossus semilaevis (tongue sole) is the source of this 2886-nucleotide messenger RNA. RefSeq names its product ring finger protein 139 (gene rnf139). Gene Ontology annotation, biological process: proteasome-mediated ubiquitin-dependent protein catabolic process; ERAD pathway. Gene Ontology annotation, cellular component: Derlin-1 retrotranslocation complex; endomembrane system. The record is from RefSeq and is a predicted model, not a curated record. Gene Ontology annotation, molecular function: ubiquitin protein ligase activity; zinc ion binding. Lineage: Eukaryota; Metazoa; Chordata; Actinopteri; Pleuronectiformes; Cynoglossidae.
UGACGUAAUGUUACGUCGGAACCGUUGUAAGAACCUGCUCUAACUUCUUCCAACAGAGUCAGAAAAUGUCUGGUUGAAGUUCCCUGGGACAACCAAAGCUGGGUCUGCGGCCUCGAGGAGCACUGGGAACCGAUGAGAGUCUGUUCUCGUCCGCUAAAAGGAGACGAAAAAGGGGAGAGAGAAGGAGCAACAGGAGGUGCGGCUCCGCUAGGCGGUCAUGGCGGCUGACUCCCGGAUCAAAUGAACCUUCGUCAGGGUCAGAACGGGAAACCGCCGUUUAUUGUUCAGGUGUUCGGCGGACCACGGCGGCUCCACGGGCCGGUAGCCGCCUGAAGGACGUCUGAACUCGCAUGGCGUCCACUCAAGCCCGACUGGGCCAGCAGGCCGUAGCGGUGCUGGAUGUGGCGCUGAGAGUUCCCUGUAUCUUUAUUAUCGACGCCAUUUUUAACUCGUACUUCGAGCCCGGUACCGGAUGGACCGGGACGGUCCUGAAGCUGCUGCUCAGAGUGUCAGGCGUCCUGGUCUCCGGCGUGGUUCUGCUGCUCUCCCAGAAGGCUCUGUUCAGGUUCUACACCCUCUUCCUGGCCGUCCUCCUGGCCGUGGCGGCGGUGCUGGUCAACUACUACACAACCUCUCACGUGGACUUCUACGGCGCCUACUACAAGGCGGCCCUGGGCUUCAGGCUGCUGCCCAGGAACGGCCCCACCUUGUGGAUGGGCGUGGUGGCCGUCCAGCUGGCGUUCGGCGUGGGCUACGGCUUCCCCCUGGACCAGUCUGCGUUGGCGGCUCUGGUGGUCCUGGACAUCAUGAUCCCUCUGUGGGGGCUGGUGGUGGAGCUUCCCGCGGACGUCCGGCAGCUGGUGGCGCUGUGCUCGGGCCUGGCCCUGGCUGUGAACACGGCGGCGUGUCUGGCGUGGCGGCUGCGGUGGUUCUACUACUCCUGCCGGUACGUCUACCUGCUGCUGCGCCACAUGUACAGGAUCUACGGCCUGCAGCUGCUGCUGGAGGACACCUGGAAGAGGAUCCGCUUCCCCGACGUGCUGCGGGUCUUCUGGCUGACCCGGGUCACCGCCCAGGCCCUGAUCCUGGUCUACGUGGUGAGGGCGGUGAAGAGGGAGAGCGGAGGCGCCGGCGACGGAGGCUCAGACUCUCAGAGUUCCCUGCUGAGCUGGGACGUGUUCUGGGAUCUGACCAGUAACCUCAUCAUCUCCGGCUGUGACUCCACCCUCACCGUGCUGGGCAUGAGUGCCGUCAUCUCCUCCGUGGCCCACUACCUCGGACUCAGCAUCCUGGCCUUUAUCGGGUCCACAGAGGAAGAGGACAAGCGUCUGGGCUUCGUGGCUCCGGUUCUCUUCUUUAUCCUGGCUCUGCAAACGGGUCUCAGCGGCCUGGACCCCGAGGAGCGCCUGGUGCGUCUCAGCCGAAACAUGUGCCUCCUGCUGACCGCCAUCCUGCACUUCAUCCACGGCAUGACCGACCCGGUUCUCAUGUCCCUCAGCGCCUCGCACGUCUCCUCCUUCCGCCGUCACUUUCCUGUCCUGUUGGUGUCGACGGUUCUCUUCGUGCUGCCCGUGGCGCUCAGCUACGCCCUCUGGCAUCACUACGCCCUCAACACCUGGCUCUUCGCCGUCACCGCCUUCUGUGUGGAGCUGUGUCUGAAGGUGGUGGUAUCUCUCACAGUCUACGGCCUCUUCAUGGUGGACGGUUUCUCCAACGUCCUCUGGGAGAAGCUGGACGACUACGUCUACUACGUCCGCUCCACAGGAAACAUCAUCGAGUUCCUGUUUGGGGUCAUCAUGUUUGGAAACGGCGCCUACACCAUGAUGUUCGAGUCCGGCAGCAAAAUCCGGGCGUGCAUGAUGUGCCUCCACGCCUACUUCAACAUCUACCUGCAGGCCAAGAACGGCUGGAAGACCUUCAUCAACCGACGCACCGCCGUCAAGAAGAUCAACUCGCUGCCAGAGAUGCGCGGCGAGCAGCUGCGCCACAUCGAGGACGUGUGCGCCAUCUGUUACCAGGAGUUCGCCACGUCUGCUCGGAUCACGCCGUGUCACCACUACUUCCACGCCCUCUGCCUCAGGAAGUGGCUCUACAUCCAGGACACGUGUCCCAUGUGCCACCAGAGGGUGUACGUGGAGGAGGAGGGCCGCGAGCGCGCCGCCUUCUCCAACAACAACGCGGCGUACGCGGCGGCGCCACAGGUCGCCGCAGCCGCCGGCGAGGCUCCGCCCGCGCAGGGCGAGAACCGGCACGGACAAAUGGCCGCCGAGCUGCUGCUACCCGAAGAAGCGGUGGCUGCAGCAGGGGGCGCUGGUGUGCAGCUGGUGGGCGGAGCUGCAGAACUGCUGGAGGACAACGACAGUAUAGAAUACGACGAAGACGAGUGGGGGACGCAGAACGGCAGCUCGCCGGUAGAAGAAGACUAUAUCAAUGAUGACACGGACUCCAGCGAGGAGUGAGGAGAAAAACUGAGAGAAAAAAAAAAAUAAUAAUAAUAAUUUAAAAUGAUUCUAAAAACUGUUUCUGCAAUUGUUGUUAAAACAUCAGGGAAGUUUCCUCUGGUUCUGUCUCCGUUCUUUGGACCUCUGCACACUGUGAGGCUGGAGUCAUGCUAUACAUGUCCACAUGGUGGCGCUGUGCUCUUUAAUCAGCUCAGCAGCAGGAAGUGGUGACAAGUUUGGAAAUAGAAGAGGGUUAAAAGUAAGAAGUCUUUGGAGUUGGCCACCAGGGGGCUCAACAUGAGAGAAGAGUGUGUGUGUGUGUGUGUGUGUGUGACCUUCAAAAUCAAAGGUCAAAGUGACCCUAACAGUGACCAGCACAUAUGUUCUAGAGAGGGUUUGUCAGGUGACAAUCAGCUGUGGUGAUAAAACUGUUCUUUCACUAGAA